UUAUCCAUCAAUUCAGGCAACUUUUACCUCACCGAUGUGUACGCCACGGAUGAGACCGAAUUAUGCGAUCCAAAUCCGGUUCUAAACUUGAAUCGAAAAGAGGGCAAACGUCCGGCUGUCUUCUUACGGUUCAAGGAUAGCGAAAGCGGAGAGGUACGCGUGUAUCCGGGCAAAUUACAGGUGUCAGAGUCGUUCUGUAUAGUACCUGUCACAGAGGCAACAACGAUCGCUGAUCUGAUCGAAGAAGCGCUUCAAAAGUUCGGUUUGCAAAAUUUUAAAUCGGAAGAUUACAGAUGCAGCGAGAUUCUUCUGGAUCAUGGUGUCACCGAAAGAGUUUUGUGUCGCGACGAGAAGCCGUGGGAAAUCGUGAAGCAGCUUGGCAAAGAUUCGAUCAGGCAAAUGGAAUUGAUGCGUUUUUACCUUCAGCUGAAACAGGAUCCCCAUGGACCCAAUUUAGCUUUGUUCGUGGGAAAUUUGCCGCCAAAUCUCUCCGAAAGGAGUUACGAAAACAUGUUGACCGAAUUCUUAGGCAAAGAAAAUAAAUUCUCAUCUAUUGGUCCGAUAUACUACGAGUAUGGCUCGAUGGUGAUCAUUUACGAGGACUCGAACAAGGCUGUCACAGCGUUGUACACGUUAAGAGAAUCAAAAUACGAGGACAAACAUCUUUUAGUUAUGCUGUUACCAAGUAUCGAGCCAAGCAUGGUGCCUCCAGGCGUGCAACCUUUGCUCGUCUUCGUGAACGUGAAAUCUGGCGGUUGUCAAGGGCUUCAAUUGAUCUCCAGCUUUCGAAAACUUUUAAAUCCGUAUCAGGUGUUCGAUCUCGAUAAUGGAGGCCCGCUUCCUGGUCUCUACGUUUUCCGUCACAUAAAGGAUUACAAAAUCUUGGUUUGCGGUGGCGACGGGACAAUAGGAUGGGUGUUGCAGUGUUUGGAUAACGUGGGCCAGGAUAGCGAGUGUUCCUCGCCUGCUUGCGCCAUUGUUCCUCUUGGCACAGGGAACGAUCUUGCCCGUGUUCUGUGCUGGGGUUCCGGUUACACGGGCGACGAGGAUCCCUUGAACUUGCUUCGAGACGUGAUCGACGCCGAGAAAUCCAUGCUGGACAGGUGGACAGUGGUGUGUCACACGGAAGAGAAGGAGGACAAGCAAUCGUCCACUAAUGCGGGAGGAGCUGGUGCACCUAGCGAAGACAAUACGCAAAUAUUGGUGAUGAACAAUUACUUCGGUAUUGGCCUCGAUGCCGAUCUUUGUUUAGACUUCCACAACGCCAGAGAAGAAAAUCCGAACAAAUUUAAAAGCAGAUUGCGUAACAAAGGGGUGUAUGUAACCAUGGGUUUACGAAAAAUGGUAAAACGGAAACCGUGCAAAGAUUUGCACAAGGAAAUACGACUGGAAGUGGAUGGGAGACUCGUCGAAUUACCUCAAGUCGAAGGGAUAAUUAUUCUAAACAUUUUAAGUUGGGGUUCUGGGGCAAAUCCCUGGGGACCAGACAUCAAGGAAGACCACUUUCAAACACCAAAUCACGGGGAUGGAAUGUUGGAAGUGGUCGGAGUCACAGGUGUUAUGCAUCUCGGACAAAUUCAAUCCGGUCUCCGUACAGCGAUGAGGAUAGCACAGGGUGGACAUAUAAAAAUUCAUUUGUACUCCGACAUACCAGUACAAGUAGACGGAGAGCCAUGGAUCCAGAGUCCGGGGGAUAUCGUAGUUUUGAAAUCAGCACUGACGGCAACCAUGUUGAAGAAAAAUAAGAUCAAGCGUCGGAAUACCGAACCUUCGAUUCCACCCGCUAAUGGGGUGGGGGGCAAGAGCACGGACGAGUGUAGCAACAAAAGCUAGAAGCCGCAGUUUCCGCGCUCCUA
This is a messenger RNA of Apis florea (little honeybee), 1856 nucleotides long. Its product is annotated as diacylglycerol kinase theta. Gene Ontology annotation, cellular component: membrane. NCBI's taxonomy places the organism in Eukaryota, Metazoa, Arthropoda, Insecta, Hymenoptera, Apidae. Gene Ontology annotation, biological process: phospholipase C-activating G protein-coupled receptor signaling pathway. Gene Ontology annotation, molecular function: RNA binding; ATP-dependent diacylglycerol kinase activity. The record is from RefSeq and is a predicted model, not a curated record.